Molecule: messenger RNA, 1166 nt
Organism: Centruroides sculpturatus (bark scorpion)
Lineage: Eukaryota; Metazoa; Arthropoda; Arachnida; Scorpiones; Buthidae
Exons: 6
Coding region: 21-1166 (381 amino acids)
Source: RefSeq, a predicted model, not a curated record
UUCUCUUGACAGCAAACAAAAUGCUGACGAUACUCAAAUGGGUACUCUUGGUUUUCUUCUUGCAUUCAGAAAUUGCUGAAACAUUCGGGAUGAAGAGAGGAAAUUUUUUGAAAGUUUUUACGGUGAUUAAUUUUCCCAACCAAGCUUGCAACACUACUGUCACCAACAGAACAGGAGUUUGUUAUACGCUUCCGGAGUGCAGAAGCAGAAAAGGUAUUCCUCUUGGAUCCUGUGCCGGUGGGUUUGGAGUGUGUUGUUUGUUCGAAAUAUCUUGUGAAGAAACAAGCAGCAAUAACGGGACAUACCUUACUAGUCCUGAUUAUCCCAGUUUCUACGAUCAGGAAAGAACGUGUGCCAUUACUAUUAGGAAACUGAACAGCAAUAUAUGCCAAAUUCGACUAGAUUUCAAUGUUUUUCAGCUGCGACCACCCUUUGAAGGAUCGUGUUCCUUGGAUAGAUUGGUAGUCAGCGGGCAAAGUCAAAAUAGUAUCAUACCACCUAUAUGUGGCACUAAUAAUGGACAACAUUUAUAUAUAGGUAUUUCGGGCACAGAAGGAUCUAUAAUGAUAAACGUUAUUACACUAGGAAGUCAUCAGAGGAAGUUUGAUAUAAAAAUAUCGCAAAUUUCCUGUACUGAUGUAGAUAGAGUUCCUUCAAACUGUUUGCAAUAUUACACGGGUAUUCAAGGAAAUAUAAAAAGUUUCAAUUAUAAUUUCGAUCCAAGAUUCGAUCAAAUUCAAGGCAAUCAACCUUUCGAAACUGUAGAGAAUGGUUACUUUAACAAUCUCGAUUAUGCUAUAUGCUUUAGAAAAGAGCUGGGUUUCUGCAGCAUCACCUUCACUGUUGCCAACUCUACAGUGUCCACUACUGGGAAUAAUGUUCCCUCUCCUUCCUUCGCCAUUAGACAAGGCGACGGAUCUUCUCCUGUACAAGGAAUGGCUCAAGCUGGUCCUACAGAAUGUCAAUCAGAUUACUUGAUCCUAGCCAACAUACGAUUCUGUGGCGGUCGUUUAAAUCCCGAUCUCACGGGAUCUCCUAAUGUUAACGCAGAUGUUGUUGAUGUGACUUCCGGACCGUUUAUUGCACGUUUCGUGACAGACCGAAAGUAUAAUGAGAGAGGAUUUGACUUAAAUUACCGCCAGAAUCCAUGUACAGUAGCUGGAUGA